This is a messenger RNA of Castor canadensis (American beaver), 5303 nucleotides long. It is a transcript of the gene Phc1, whose product is annotated as polyhomeotic homolog 1. The record is from RefSeq and is a predicted model, not a curated record. Gene Ontology annotation, molecular function: histone binding; zinc ion binding; chromatin binding. Gene Ontology annotation, cellular component: nucleus; PRC1 complex. Lineage: Eukaryota; Metazoa; Chordata; Mammalia; Rodentia; Castoridae. Gene Ontology annotation, biological process: negative regulation of DNA-templated transcription.
AGGGGCGGGGAGCUGCGGCCGCGCCGGGCACCUCCCACCCCGCCCUCGGCGCCCCCGCCCCUCCAGGAAGGGGAGGCGGCGAGGGGAGUCCGCCGCCGAGGCCGACGAGCCCCCCGCCCAGCCCGGCGACUGUGGGGUCCCCCCACCCCCUUGCACAUGAGGUGGACGCCCCCCGCGAGGACCUGGGUGCAGAGCCGCGCGCGGAGGUCUUGAGUCAGAGCACCACCCCCCGGGACCCUGGAACGCUAUCAUGGAGACUGAGAGUGAGCAGAACUCCAGCUCCACCAAUGGGAGUUCCAGCUCAGGGAGCAACUCUCGGCCCCAGAUAGCCCAAAUGUCCCUGUAUGAACGGCAAGCAGUGCAGGCUUUGCAGGCACUGCAGCGGCAGCCCAAUGCAGCUCAGUAUUUCCACCAGUUCAUGCUCCAGCAGCAGCUCAGUAAUGCCCAGCUGCACAGCUUGGCUGCCGUCCAGCAGGCUACGAUUGCUGCUAGUCGGCAGGCCAGCUCUUCAAACACCAGCACUACACAGCAGCAGACCACAACUACCCAGGCCUCAAUCAAUCUGGCUACCACAUCGGCCGCCCAGCUUAUCAGUCGAUCCCAGAGUGUGAGCUCUCCCAGUGCUACCACCUUGACCCAAUCUGUGCUACUGGGGAACACCACUUCCCCACCCCUCAACCAGUCCCAGGCCCAGAUGUAUCUGCGGCCACAGCUGGGGAACCUAUUGCAGGUAAACCGGACCCUGGGCCGGAAUGUGCCUCUAGCCUCCCAACUCAUCCUGAUGCCUAACGGGGCAGUGGCUGCCGUCCAGCAGGAGGUGCCAUCUGCACAGUCUCCUGGAGUCCAUGCAGAUGCAGAUCAGGUGCAGAACUUGGCAGUGAGGAACCAACAGGCCUCAGCCCAAGGACCCCAAAUUCCAGGCUCUACUCAGAAGGCCAUUCCUCCUGGAGCCUCUCCUGUGUCUAGUCUCUCCCAGGCCUCUAGCCAGGCCUUAGCUGUGGCACAGGCUUCUUCUGGGGCCUCAGGCCAGUCCCUCAACCUUAGUCAAGCUGCUGGAGGCAGUGGGAAUAGUCUCCCAGGGUCCAUGGGUCCAGGUGGAGGUAGCCAGACACCUGGGGGUUUAGGUCAGUUGCCUUCCUCAGGAAUGGGUGGUGCAAGCUGUCCCAGGAAGGGCACAGGAGUAGUACAGCCCUUGCCUGCAGCCCAAACAGUGACUGUGAGCCAGGGCAGCCAGACAGAGGCAGAAAGUGCAGCGGCCAAGAAGGCAGAAGCAGAUGGGAGUGGUCAGCAGAAUGUGGGCAUGAAUCUGACACGAACAGCUACACCUGCACCCAGCCAGACACUUAUAAGCUCAGCCACAUACACACAGAUCCAACCUCAUUCACUGAUUCAGCAACAGCAGCAGAUACACCUCCAGCAGAAGCAGGUUGUGAUCCAGCAGCAGAUUGCCAUCCACCACCAGCAACAGUUCCAGCACCGUCAGUCUCAGCUGCUUCACACAGCUACACACCUCCAGUUAGCACAGCAGCAGCAGCAGCAGCAACAACAGCAGCAGCAGCAGCAGCCACAGCAGCAGCAGGCUACAACCCUCACUGCCCCUCAGCCACCCCAGGUCCCACCUACUCAGCAGGUCCCACCUUCCCAGUCCCAACAGCAAGCCCAGACCCUGGUGGUUCAACCCAUGCUUCAGUCUUCACCCCUGUCCCUUCCACCUGACCCAACCCCCAAGCCACCAAUCCCUAUCCAGUCCAAACCAUCUGUAGCACCUAUCAAGCCUCCUCAGUUAGGAACUGCCAAGAUGUCAGCUGCUCAACAACCACCACCCCACAUCCCUGUGCAAGUUGUGGGUACCCGGCAGCCAGGUACAGCCCAGGCACAGGCUUUAGGUUUGGCACAGCUGGCAGCUGCUGUACCUACUUCCCGAGGGAUGCCAGGUACAGUGCAGCCUGGCCAGGCCCAUUUGGCCUCCUCACCACCUUCGUCCCAGGCUCCUGGUGCGCUGCAGGAAUGUCCUCCUGCCUUGGCCCCUGGGAUGAGCCUUGCUCCUAUGCAGGGAACAGCACAUGUAGUAAAGGGUGGGGCUACCACCUCUUCACCUGUUGUAGCCCAGGUUCCUGCUGCCUUCUACAUGCAGUCUGUGCACCUGCCGGGUAAACCCCAGACAUUGGCUGUGAAACGCAAAGCUGAGUCUGAGGAGGAGAGAGAUGAUGUCUCCUCGUUGGGUUCAGUGCUUCCUGUCAAGGCAUCUCCAGCAGCAGAGAGUCCAAAGGUCAUGGAGGAGAAGAGCAGUCUUGGAGAGAAAGCUGAUCCAGUGGCCAGUGUGAAUGCUAAUACUCCAAGCAGUGAACUGGUAGCCUUGACCCCUGCUCCAUCAGCACCACCUCCUACGUUAGCCAUGGUGUCCAGACAGAUGGGUGACUCCAAACCCCCACAGGCCAUUGUGAAGCCCCAGAUUCUCACACACAUCAUUGAAGGCUUUGUCAUCCAAGAAGGAGCAGAACCUUUCCCGGUGGGAUGUUCUCAGUUACUGAAGGAAUCUGAGAAGCCACUACAGACUGGCCUCCCAACGGGGCUGAAUGAGAGUCAGUCAAGUGGCCCUUUGGGAGGGGACAGCCCCUCUGUAGAGUUAGAGAAGAAGGCCAAUCUCCUCAAGUGCGAGUACUGUGGGAAGUAUGCCCCUGCUGAACAGUUUCGUGGCUCUAAGAGGUUUUGCUCCAUGACUUGUGCUAAGAGGUAUAAUGUGAGCUGUAGCCACCAGUUCCGGCUGAAGAGGAAAAAAAUGAAAGAGUUUCAAGAAGCCAACUAUGCUCGUGUUCGUAGGCGAGGACCUCGCCGCAGCUCAUCUGACAUUGCCCGUGCCAAGAUCCAGGGCAAGCGCCACCGGGGUCAGGAGGACUCUAGCCGGGGUUCAGAUAAUUCCAGUUAUGAUGAAGCACUCUCCCCAACAUCUCCUGGGCCACUGUCAGUCAGAGCUGGGCAUGGAGACCGUGACCUAGGGAACACCAUUACAGCUCCACCAACACCAGAAUUGCAUGGGAUCAACCCUGUGUUCUUGUCUAGUAAUCCUAGCCGAUGGAGUGUAGAGGAGGUGUAUGAAUUUAUUGCUUCUCUCCAAGGCUGCCAGGAGAUUGCAGAGGAGUUUCGUUCCCAGGAGAUUGAUGGACAGGCCCUUUUAUUACUUAAAGAAGAACAUCUUAUGAGUGCCAUGAACAUCAAACUGGGCCCUGCCCUCAAGAUCUGUGCCAAGAUAAAUGUCCUCAAGGAGACCUAAGGUGGCCCUCUUGCACAAACUAGCCUAAGGCAGACACUCCCCACUGUCUAGGUUAUAACCUGGAACUAGCAGACUUUGCAGGCAAGAAAGAGCUGUUCCUUCUAUAGGGGGAUUAACAAGACAGGGAAGAGAAGUGCAAGAAUUGGUUGCUGGUGCUACAUGGUGGCAGCUUUGACAUUUUCUCUGGGUUUCACUUUAAAAAAAAUCUUUACAGUUUUUCACAUUUCCACCUACCUUAGUCCAAUCUUUAUAAAGAAGCAGUCUAGAGAACUGAACUGCUUAGCCUUAUCCUGGAGUGGAGCAUCUGGCCAGGGUCUGUUCUCAAGAGGAGGAAUAUAUUGUAUGGUAAGGCAAGGAAAUGGGUGGAAUGUAGAUUUGCCUCCCCAGUGGGAGAGGUAGGGUUUUCCUAGCUUGUGUGACACAAGUAGCAAAAUCUGGUACUCCCCCUUUUCCCUCUGGAUUGUCUCACUGUAGCUGUGGCUCAGUUUCCUUUGUUAUCACUUGCUCCCUUAGUAUUGAAUAUUUUCUCCUGCAUCCAUGGCAGGGUUACCAGCCAGUGUAGACACUUGGUUGGCAUCUUUCUGAUUUGCUGCAGGGACUAAAAGUGUUUGACUGGCACAUGUGUGGCUGUUGUCAUUCUUUCUGCAUCCCCCUCCUCCCUUCCAGUGUAUCUGUCAUCUUCUACCGUACCUUUUUUUUUUCAAUUCCAACUCUGCUUUGUCCUAUAGCUUUAUAAACAGGAGUGUGUGGGGCUGAGGUCAGGAUUAUAAGUUACCUGCCUUAGGCGCUUAUACAACAAAUAUUAAAUAUUUUUUUCUUCCUUAGUAAAAGGAUGAAUAUUGGUCUCAGUUGUCUAACUCCAUUCCAGUAAUUCAGCUCUCUCACACAAAUAACAAAGACAGCAUGUUUUGUUUGUUUUUUUAAUCAUUAAGUGUUUUUGUACAAAAAAAGUGGUGUAAUUUUUUUUUUUUUUUUUACAUUUUAAAACACCAGGGUAUGGGGGAGGAAUGCAAACCAGUAACAAAGAAGAUGCUUUUUAUAAUAAUAUUUUGUAACAUUAUUUCCCUGUUUAGAAAGGAGAAAAAAACCCAGCUCUAACAGUAUUGAAAAGUCCAAAGAUGAAAUAAUUUCAUUUUCUUCUCUAAAGCUAUAUUAUAAAAGGCCCCCUGCCUAGUAAUUCCAUCCCUUAUAUCCAGUGGAGCCAUGUUAGUGGCCUAGGGGUUCACUGUUACAGAAAGAUCAGCCUAGAAUUCUGGGCACAUGACCUAAACAGAAAGAUAAAAGCAUCAGAGGAUUAAAAACCUUUCCCCACAUAAAUGUGGGCAAGAAGACACUUCCCUGAGCCAGCAGAAGGGACAGGUGCAGCAUUCCACACCCAGAGUAGAGGACUGCAAAGCCCCCCAUGUCCUACUUCUACUUCCAUUCCCUUUCCAGAAGAUUGGAAAAAAAAACAAAAGUCAAAUAACCACAGGCCUGUGAAAAAAGUGCAACUUAUGUUUAGAAAUACUGGUAGAGGGAAAUAGGGUUAACAACAGCUUUACCAGCUGUACAAAUGGGAGGAAAAGACCCCACACCACAAGGUAAACAUACUCCUGUUCUGGAACCCCUACAGCAUAGGUCUGUUUCAACUUCCCCUUCCAAUGGACUGGAUUGGCAGAUUAGCCAUUCUGGCUACACAUGGGAUUGACAGCCACAAGACCAAUCCAGGGCCCAAUUCCAGCUAUAAAGUCACCCCAAUGCCUACAAAGGAUUUGGUGGUACCUUAGAAAUCUAUAACUAGGAAAUUUCACAUUUUUCCUGUCCUAAUCCCAGAAAUGGGAGAAAGAAGUCUAGAAUAUCUCCAGGCUCAGAUCAAAUGGGAAUACUUGUGAUUACCAAGUAAUCACAGCAAAGUAGUUCUAAGAAGCAGAAGUGACAUCCAGAUUCUCAUGGAGACAACUAUAGGGCACAGAGUAAUAGCAUGAAAACAGUCAAAUGAAUAAAUAAAUGUAUGCUUUUUUUUUGUAAUUAGAGGAAUCCAGUGUCUCAAAAA